CUAGAAAAUUGUGGUAUACCUAGUGAAAUUAUGUGUAAAAAUUAUAAACAUAGUGUAAUAUAACAAAAACCUGUUGAUUGCGACUGAUUGCUAUUAGGCUAACUAAAAUACGAGAUAAAAUAUUUCAUAAGCAUAAGAAUUUCAUAAUUAGUGUCAAACUACAGUGGAAAAUAUCUAGCUCAGAACUAUGACGCAUACUUUGUUUACGAGUCCUUUAAAUGAUCAAACUAUCUUCCCAUUCAGUACAUAACAUCCGUUCUAAAUUUAGACUCUAAUCAACAUCAGUGCUCUCAAUAUAAAUUGCACAUGAGAUCGCCUCAUUCAAACCAUUGCGUGUACAUAUUUUAUAAUUAUACAUUCCGGACGUUGACAUGUUUAUAAAAAAAGUCCCUACCACCGAAGUUGUCCGCACUGCAGCGUCAAAUCGAUCGCGCCACUACGCAUGCGCAAAUAAGCAACAUUUACGUCAGUGGUCAUAGAACGCGGGUGGGAAGUCGACGACAUGCCGAAACCGACACCCGUCGAAGAUCUCGUGGUUCCUCCACAGGACACUAAAAUAUGUGGAACAAUAUGCAUCUGUCAGAUGACAGCAGUGCUCAGUGCAGUGUCCUUAGUAUACCUAACCGUGGCUAUCUACAUGCCUUACACUCGAGCCAUCGCGUCCGGAAUCGAUCCUACCCCGAUUAUGUGCACAACAACACGGGCGAUUAACAAAGACAACUGUGACUGGGGAUCCUGUGGUGAAUGGUGCCUCAGCAAGACCUCCGGCGCCUGCAUCCAGAUCUACGUCAACGUCAGGAAGAAUGGAACAUCUUUACUUUUGUCUGAAUGUGGAAGUGCGGCCAACAAAACCUGCUUCGGUAUCGAUCAGGAAAACGCUAAGAAGUACCAUUGCAUCAGGGAUGAAUGUAAAAACUUGACUGGUACAUUCAACUGUACUGAAGGGAAAUGUAUCAACAUAACAGACGCCUUCGAGUGCGCCUUCAGAGAAACGGAUCCACCAUUAAAAUGUUCUGGUAGAAGAGGGAAGAUUACUUGUAUAGAUGUACAUGGACUUUUCUCGUGUAACAGAGGCACUUGUCGAAGGAUAAGAACACCGUACAAUUGUGACCGCAGAUGCGUUGACAUUCCUACCCGUAACAAAAACGUGAUAGUUUUAAGUGGGGACAGAGUGUUUUUAGCAAGAUGUGCGAAAUUAGUUCAAGAAGAUAAAGGUGAAAUAGUUUGGACUGAUUCUGGAGAAGAAGUUCUGAUGUUGUCAUGUCAUGCGGUUCACAAUGGAACUCAGGGAGUAGUUGCUAUUGAUUGUAUUAACGCUGCCUUGCUGCCUCGCACUGAUAUCGCUGAUCUGACAAACUUUACAUACUUACAAUACCUGUAUCAAUCUAGAGCAACACCAAAUCGAGUGAUCGCUCCAUCGGAAGUGGAACUGACUCUAGCUAAUGACAGCCGCUUGAUGAUAAACCUGGAAGGAUGUGUUAAUACUCUGGCUGAUGAAUGCAAAGAAUUCUUGAAAGAUUAUGGUCGUGAUGGGACUGACCACAACGCUAAAGCAAGAUUCCCUUGCUUCUACAUGGAGAAUAGCCCUGACACAGUUGUGGCCCGAUUUGAUCUAGAAACUACUUAUCGCCAGUUCUUAGUAGCUUUGGUGCUUCCAACAGUGCUGGUUGUGGUGUCUUGUAUAACUCUGAUGUUGUGUCAACGGACCAUUGAAGUUGGUGAUGACGCGAAGAUGAGAUUUAAGGGUUGCGCUGGUGGUCAGGCUGAUAUGCAAUUGCAUCCAAACGAUCCUGUUUCUCCACUCUGA
This is a messenger RNA of Helicoverpa armigera (cotton bollworm), 1807 nucleotides long. RefSeq lists its product as uncharacterized. Gene Ontology annotation, molecular function: sodium channel regulator activity. The coding region runs from base 503 to 1807 and encodes 434 amino acids. Gene Ontology annotation, cellular component: plasma membrane. NCBI's taxonomy places the organism in Eukaryota, Metazoa, Arthropoda, Insecta, Lepidoptera, Noctuidae. The record is from RefSeq and is a predicted model, not a curated record. The transcript has a single exon. Gene Ontology annotation, biological process: regulation of sodium ion transport.